AUGUUCGGCUGGCUGAUCUACCGCCGGCUGGGUGGUGCCUGGCUGGCUGGCUGGCUGGCUAGCUCAUCAUCAUGCAUAUGCAUGCACACUGCUUGUUCAGUGUGUAAGAACCGAGACGUGCCGUCGUCGUGCUCCUAUCCUAGUAGACGUCUGUUUUUGAGUGUUUCUUGUAUAGCGGCGGACCACCCACCGUGAAGCAUUCAAGUAGAUUUGCAUUACAUCCGUGCUAUUUAUGAUGUGCUGAGUUUAGUAUUCACGAACAACUACUUAGUGAUGAAUAUUAUGGACCCUAUUAACAAUAGCAAGCCAUCAUCACAAAGCAGCAGCAGCACGAAGAUGCGAGACGAAUCGUCGAGUAUCCAUCCAAAGUUACGUGCCAAACGACGAACGACCGAUGAUGCAGUUGGUGGUGGUGGUGCUGCUGCUGGAGCGUGCGGGUCAAACGCGAGCAGGUCGUGCUCUUCUUCGCAUCUAUCGUGCAGUAUGAGCAGUAGCAGCAGUUGCAGUAGCACAGUGCCGUCAUCGGAACAACAUCUGAAACAUCUGAUGCCUCCGUUCUAUUCCUACAAGAACUCUAAUGCAGCGAACAACACUAACAAUAAGUUGCUAUCAACCGAUUCACCGUCAUCUCUAUCAUCCAUAUCACCAACACAAUCCUCCUUCAUCAGCAAUCUUAACUCGAUAUCGUCAAGCAGUAACAAUUUUCAAUUCGAAACCUUAGCACUAAUGGAACAAAUAAAACAGCGUAAUCUCGGCCUGGAGAUUGUAUCAACUACGAAUCAAUCAGAGUCAUCCAGCGACUUGAAUGUGAAUCUUCAAGAGUGGAAAGGAACACGUGUUUUGGCACAUUUAACUGACAUCGAUGGUUAUUUACCCGCUUGUAUCAAGGACGUUCGUAAUAACAAGGAUGUCAUUGUGCAGUUUGAUAGCGGUAGAGAGCACGUUUUCGAGGAUGUGAUGUCGAGAUCAAGCCGAGAACAGCCGGAUAUUGUUGCUGAUCAAGCACCGAGUCCGGAUUCAAUAAAUGUAUCGGAUACUUUGUGUGUGAAGUGGAAGGGUGAAGAGAGCAUCUACCGUUUGGCUGACGUGAUCAAAAAAUUGAAUUCACCUGCGCGCUUCCAGGUACGUCUUCUGAACCAGCCGUUAUCUGAAAACCAGCCAGUUUGGCUGCCACGCGCAAACGUACGCUUGAUGCGACCGCCUUGGUAUGAUGAAUUGGCCGCAGUUGGCAGCUGCAAUAAUUCAGCACAAGAAAAUCGUGAUAAUGGUAGUAACACACCACAGUGCCUGCAAACGAAAUCAAGCUCAAGUGAUGUUGCAGACUCGGAUGAGGAUGACGAACAAAUCAAGGAUGAACAGGUUGAUGCGGUCUCUGACUUGAAUAAUUUUUCGGGCAAUUCCACGCCUCAUUCUACAUCGAUAUUAUUCACAAGUAACAGUAAUAAUCAAAACAGUAAUAAUAAUAGUAAUAAUAACAAUAAUAAUAGUAAUGGUAAUAAAAGGUCAGCACAACUUAUCGGUAUCCUGCAUCAGGCCUCAUCAUCAUCGUCUCAAUAUUCUCUUAUAUCACCGCCAUCAAUAAGCUCUGAUAGUAAUAAUAAUAACAAUAUUAAUAAUAAUAAUAAUAAUGAUAAUAGUAAUAUCAAUAAUAGUAACAUAAUGAUAAUGGAUGACGAGUCGUCGUCAUACCAACAACAAACGCCAACGUCAUCUAAUUUGCAUUCGAGCUCCUCAUCCAGCAAUCCAGCAACUAAUUCAGCACAUCAUAUUAGUACUGCUAUUGCUGCUUCACUUGCUAUGCAGCAACAACAGCGUUACAAAAAGGGUGAGAUCGUGACAACGCCAGGUGGAAUACGAAAGAAAUUCAACGGCAAGCAGUGGCGAAGGUUGUGUAGUAAGGAGGGUUGUAAUAAGGAGUCACAACGUCGUGGCUAUUGCUCGAGACAUUUAUCGUUGAAAGGCAAAUCGAUUCGUUCCGAAGCAGCCGCCAAUGCAAUCGCCAUUGGUCUCUCGUCAACACUCUCCUCUGCGAACGCUUCAGCUGCAGCGGUGAUCGAUUGGCGACGUUCAUCACCCACUUCGAGUAGCUACUCGACGUCCGACUUGAGUAAUCUCAUACCGACAAGCACAAAAUUCGACGAGAAUGACAUCGCCAAUACACUCCUGAACCUGCGUAAUCCCACUGCGCAUCUGGCUUAUGUGGGUGUGAAUGGCAGCAGUGCAGCGGCGAAUUCGUUCGCAAACAACACACAAUUUCAUCUGAAUCUAUCGAAUACUCUUGUUGAUCAGCACAACACGUCGUCGUCGUCGUCGUCAUAUCCUGAGCCACACGAUCUAUUACCUUUAAUUGACAUUCCGCUUAGCGUUAAUACUGCUGCUGCUGACUUCAUUCAUAGUGUCCGUUUAUUUUUACUUAUGGCCAUAAUCAACUUGGGUUGUUCACAAGGGACGCGUUUUCGUUUUUCGUUGAUCGUCGAUAGAGUGUGUGGCGAACUGAUCGCGCCGCGUGUCGUUGGCACAAUGUCCACACCCGAUGUACAUAGUUGGCGGCAAAAUGCCGUCCGUCCGUUGCUGACGAACGAUUCGAGGGCAGUCAGGUGCUUGAUUGACGAGAAUAAGUGCGCAGCUAAGAUGGAAGAGGACGAUAGCAUUGUGAAUUCGUCGGCGUUCACCUCAUUUAAACAGAACUUCAUUGAGAGCAGCAGUAAUGGUGUUGAUAAUUGUUUCGAGAGUGAUCACUUUAAUUACAACGAACAAACAACGGCUGAAGAGGACGUCAACUUUUCUUUGAAUAAUACUGACUGCAAUAAUAACGACAGCAAUGCAACAUUUUUAUUGACACCACCCUCAUCGUUCAUUAACCAAACGCCCACACCAUCAGGCUCAUCAAAAGAAUUAUUGGACACAACAACAGUGCCGUGGCAUCAGCUAGUACCACAUUUACAGAAGAGAUAUUGCGACGAUUCAAUUCAAGAGAAAUCAACUUCAUCUCGUCAUACACCUCACGAAAUUGUUAUUUUUAACCACCACAAUUAUUCGUUCGUUAUUGCAGCAGCACAACUAAUGUGA
Messenger RNA from Anisakis simplex (herring worm), 3069 nucleotides. The record is from the annotation of a GenBank genome assembly. Lineage: Eukaryota; Metazoa; Nematoda; Chromadorea; Rhabditida; Anisakidae.